Molecule: messenger RNA, 3228 nt
Organism: Anopheles gambiae (African malaria mosquito)
Lineage: Eukaryota; Metazoa; Arthropoda; Insecta; Diptera; Culicidae
Gene: Got1
Product: aspartate aminotransferase, cytoplasmic
Exons: 4
Coding region: 1336-2550 (404 amino acids)
Biological process (GO): L-aspartate biosynthetic process
Cellular component (GO): cytosol
Molecular function (GO): pyridoxal phosphate binding; L-aspartate:2-oxoglutarate transaminase activity
Source: RefSeq, a predicted model, not a curated record
AGUAUCUCGGGCAGCAGCGACGAGUGGACCAGCUGAUGGUAGCUCUGCGCAAAGAUCUCCUCGUCCGUCGGGCCGACGCGAUCAGCAAACUCCAGUAUCUCCUCGCGGUACAGCUUCUCCGUGUCGAGCGCCAGGCCAUCCACGUCGGGCGACCCGUGGCGAAAUUUGUCCAGCAGCAGCUCGUCCCGCUCAUCGUAGAAGCUUUGAUUUUCUCGCUCGACAAAUGCUUGCAGCGUCGGCAGGAGCUCCCGGUCCGCCUUCAGAAACUUCAUGAUUGGAUCCAUCCGCACGGCCACGAUCUGGUGGCUCAGCUCGGCCACGCUGCCCUUGUACGGUAUCUCGAUCGCGUACACCAGCUUGGCCGGCUUAUCGUCCACGUUCGUGUACUCAUAGUGAAAGUCCACCACUUUGCUCGGUUCCAGCUCCAUCGGCAGGCUGCCCUCUUUUCUGUGCUUGCUACGCCUACUGUACUGCUGCCGUGCUUGGUGGGCCUUUGUUUACGUUUCACACCCGGAUGACGUUUGCCAGGGCUGGUGUGAAAGCUGUGCCGCUUAUCAGCCGCACAGGGUUGGGGUUUGUUGGAGGGUAUUUAAAAAAAAGCAGUUUUCCUCGCAAUAAUGCGAAAAUGUUAAUCAAUUCCUUCUCUAACACGUUGAGAGGAUCGAAGUACGCGAAAAAAGAUUAAAGCGCUCAAUAUAGUUUUCACUCUUUGUGGCUGUGAGUUUUGCUCCUGCACACAAUGUUGUUAUCGCUCCACGUGCCUGUGUGUUGGUGUUGCUAUUGAACGCGCGUUUGCUCUCGGUUUAGCAAACGCUCUAGCAACAUCAAUACGCCGGCCAAAACACACGGAGAGGCAAGCAAUGGACAUUUGUGAGAAAAUCUCCGGGUUUUUUUUUCGCAUGCAGAAAAUGUUGCUGCAAAACGAAGAGAGCCGGCUUGUGGCAAGAGGUGCAAUGCUUACACGCCCUUACAUGUGUGUUUGUAUCCCCCCCCCACCUCUCUCACACACAAACAGUCCCAGACCCACUUGAAUCGGAUGGAGCGGUGGAGCGGCACACAGCACAGUUACACAAUUGCGAACGGAAGAGCAAAAGGGUCGGACGAGAAAGUGCAAAAAGCGAAACGCGACUGCCAACAUAGGACCGCCGAGUUUUCGCUUUGGGACAGACAGCCCCGGUUCAUUCAGUUAUCUCCCGUCGACGUUGGUGGUUGGCACGAUUCGUCCCUUGUCCCUCCCGCCGUGUCCAAAGUGGUGCUUCCAGUAGCCUGUAAGUGCUUCGCAAGUGUGCAACUACGUUCCAGCAAUUACUACCACCAGCACCACCAACUGCAACGAUGAGCAUCUUCGCCUCGGUCGAGCUGGGCCCUCCCGUGGAGGUGUUUGCCCUUAAUAAGGCCUGCAACGACGACCCCAAUCCGAACAAGGUUAAUCUUGGCGUAGGAGCCUAUCGCACGAACGAGGGCAAACCUUGGAUUCUGCCGGUGGUGAAGAAGGCUGAGGCCGCUAUCGUCGCCGAUGGAUCGCUCAACCACGAGUACCUGCCGGUGCUCGGUAUGGACAGUAUCACGAAUGCGGCCAGCACGCUGCUGCUAGGCGACGGUAGCGAGGCGCUCGCGAGCAAGCGGGCGUUCGGCGUGCAGUGCCUGUCCGGUACCGGGGCCCUCCGGCUGGGGGCCGAAUUUUUGGCCCGCAUACUGCACCGCACCGUCUUCUACUACUCCGACCCGACGUGGGAAAACCACCACAAGCUGUUCCUGUACGCGGGCUUCACGGAGCCGCGCACCUACCGGUACUGGCACCAGGAGACGCGGGCCAUCGACUUUGCCGGCAUGCUGGAGGAUCUGGAGCAGGCGCCCGAGGGGGCGGUCGUUAUUCUGCACGCCUGCGCCCACAACCCGACCGGCAUCGAUCCGACCGAGGACCAGUGGAAGCAGAUCGCGGACGUGUGCGAGAAGCGCAAGCUGUUCCCGUUCUUCGACUCCGCCUACCAGGGCUUUGCGAGCGGCGACCCGAACAAGGACGCGUUCGCCGUGCGCUAUUUCGUGAGCCGCGGAUUUGAGCUGUUCUGUGCGCAAAGCUUUGCCAAGAAUUUUGGCCUCUACAACGAACGUAUCGGUAAUUUGACGGUCGUGCAGAAGGAGGCCAGCACCAGUGCGGCCGUCGCGUCGCAGAUCACGCUGCUCGUGCGCGGCAUGUACUCGAACCCGCCCGCCUUCGGCAGCCGCAUCGUGAGCCGCGUGCUGAACGACACGGAGCUGCGCAGCGAGUGGAUGGAGUGCAUCAAGACGAUGAGCUCGCGCAUCAUCACCAUGCGCAAGGCGCUGUACGAUGAGCUGGUGGCGCUGAAGACGCCCGGCACCUGGGAACACAUUACCAACCAGAUCGGCAUGUUCUCCUACACCGGACUGAAUGAGAAACAGGUCCAGAUACUGAUGAAGGAGUUUAGCAUCUACCUGCUGAAAACGGGACGCAUCAGCAUGUGCGGGCUCAACGAGAGCAAUGUGGCGUACGUGGCCAAGGCGAUCCAUGCCGCAGUGACCAGGGAAUAGUAUACAGCCGCCCAAUGGUCGCCACGGAGCGGGAAGGGAAGUUAUCUCGGGAGGCCGCAAACGGAAGGCACCCAGCACCCGCUCACCCCCCUAUAAUCUCCCCACAACACUGCUCUGCAACCUGCAUCAGCUAUCCAGCGAUUCACAUUUACGCACCAGAAGAAGCCUUUAAUUUUGUCACGGCAGAGAACGAUUCAUUUGCACUGGGUUUUGCACAUUCACGCUGCGUGAGAAAUAGAGAUAAACACUAUGCCACAUGCCGGCGCGACAGACAGAUAAUUAUUUUCUUUUUACGAACAACGGCCACAACGGCUUAGAAGCAACAGUGCAAAGUUUGCACGCGACACACAGUACAAUACAGUUUACAAAACACCAACCACGAAAACACGGGUCGUACGUAGCGAUUGUUUUUUAUACAUCACUUAGCAUUGUGUAUGUGUUUUCUGUAGUGCGGCGUCGGGUGGCGUGAAGAUAUUCCGAUCGGACCAUCAAAUCGGUUUAGCAUAUUGAAGGCAGAAUUAGAAAAUCGUAGUAAUGCUCUAUCUCAAACAAUGCCCUUAACAACGCAAAGCUGCGCGUUCUUUGCAGCCCCCGCAGCCACAUGUAUUAGGACAAACGGCAUUUUAAGCGUCGGCUUGGCUCGAUGAAACAAUAAAGAACGAUAUUCCGGAAACGAAA